AUAUUUUCUCUAAUCUGACCUUAAUUGUCUAUUAGAAUGCUAUAUUGUGUAUCCAUUUUUUCGUUCAAUUUUUCAGGUCAUAUCUGAUUUGUCCACUGUCAACUCAUACUUUGACUUUUUCUCAAAGGAAUGCCACCAAAAAGUUCUGGAAUUGGAGGAGGCCGAAAUUGAAAUGGAACUUCUUCAAAAGGAAAAAACAAUGCAGGAAUUAUCAGCUGAAUUUAAAGAUUUGCAUCAGCUUCCCUUCCUAACUGAUUCGGCAAGGCAAGAUAACCGCUUGCAGCAAAUCAAAGAGGAAAUCAAAUCCUUAGAAAAGGCCAAACUCAAAGAGGAGGUUGUAGCACGCAGGCAAAGGAAACUACUCGAUAGGCAUGCCCGGCAAAAGUUCUUGGAAGAGGCAGCUCUUCGAGAAGCUGAACUUCUACAAGAGCUAGAUAGAGAGAGGAUGGCUGAAGUAGAAAAGGAGAUUGAGAGACAACAUAUGCUGGAGCUUGAACGUACAAAAACCAAGGAGUUGCGACACAGCCUUGAUCUAGAGAAAGAAAAGCAAGCACAGAGAGAACUGCAACGAGAACUUGAGCAAGUUGAAUCUGGAGUUCGAUCGAGACGAGAUUUUUCAUCCACAAAUAGUGGUAGGCCACGAGAAAGAUACCGUGAAAGGGAAAUGGGAAGAGCAGGUAAUGAAGGGACCAGAACUAGUACAGGGAUGACACAGCCUGAAACUGCUACAAGCUCAUCAAUGGUAACCAUGCCUACUGUUGUUCUAUCAGGGGCAAGGCAGUUCUCUGGCCAACAUCCAACUAUUCUACAAUCACGUGACAGAGAUGAAUGUGGCAGCAGCUAUGAAGAAAACUUUGAUGGUAGUAAAGACUCGGGGGACACAGGGAGUAUUGGGGACGCAGACCUGGUAUCAGCACUUGAGGGACCAUCCAUGAACUUUGGGUCGUCUCAAAGGCAUGGUCCCCGGGGGAGUAAGCCUAGGCAAAUUGUGGAACGAAGAGAACGGGAUGGUAGACGGGAAAGUAAAUGGGAGAGAAAACAUUAAAUUAAGCACCAACAAGAUUAGUCGCAUUACCUACCAAGCUUGAUGGAAUAUACACUUCCAUUACAGGUCAAGUAGUAGUGCUAUAGGAUGGUUAUCAAUUUUUGGAUAACCAGAUUUAUCUGUGUUAGCAAGAAUGUUGUUGUAGGUAUAUUUAUCUGUAGAGGAAGAAGCUCAAGGAAGACUGUAAAUUCGCAGCACUGCCCUCAUAGUAAAAGCUAGGGAGUACCUAGUCGAGCUUCAGGCCGUUUUGUAAAAGUAAUUGUACCAUUAUCUAUUGUAAUGACAUGUGACUUUUAUGUUCAAGAUUUUGGCAA
Solanum stenotomum is the source of this 1359-nucleotide messenger RNA. RefSeq lists its product as uncharacterized. Lineage: Eukaryota; Viridiplantae; Streptophyta; Magnoliopsida; Solanales; Solanaceae. The coding region runs from base 173 to 1045 and encodes 290 amino acids. The transcript is spliced from 7 exons. The record is from RefSeq and is a predicted model, not a curated record.